Molecule: messenger RNA, 4746 nt
Organism: Diprion similis
Lineage: Eukaryota; Metazoa; Arthropoda; Insecta; Hymenoptera; Diprionidae
Gene: Vha16
Product: V-type proton ATPase 16 kDa proteolipid subunit
Exons: 3
Coding region: 259-747 (162 amino acids)
Biological process (GO): proton transmembrane transport
Cellular component (GO): proton-transporting V-type ATPase, V0 domain
Molecular function (GO): proton-transporting ATPase activity, rotational mechanism
Source: RefSeq, a predicted model, not a curated record
CAUUCGCUUUCCCCGAGGUUCACGGCAGUUGGGAGCCAAUAGCAUCGCGAUAGACAACCCCGCACGGGCAAAGCUAAAGCUACCAGCUCACCUCUCGCUCCUCUCAUCGUCACAUGACCCUUUUCACUGUGUAGGCCAUAUUUGACAGUGUCCAGUACUAGUUUAGUGAAGUGAGUGUGUGAAGAUUGUUCCUCUUCACUUAACCCCUGGUGUUUUUUGAUAUAACCUGUAAAUACUCUAACAACUAAACUCGCCAAAAUGAGUACCGUCGAAAUCGGAGAAACAAAUCCCAUCUACGGGCCAUUCUUUGGAGUAAUGGGCGCCGCCUCGGCGAUCGUCUUUUCCGCCCUCGGAGCGGCCUAUGGAACUGCAAAGUCCGGUACCGGUAUCGCAGCCAUGUCCGUCAUGAGGCCUGAGCUGAUUAUGAAGUCCAUCAUUCCCGUCGUCAUGGCGGGUAUUAUAGCCAUUUAUGGUCUGGUGGUGGCGAUUCUUAUCGCGGGGUCGGUCGACUCGCCGACGAACAAUUACACCCUUUACAAGGGAUUCCUCCACCUCGGAGCUGGUCUUGCGGUAGGAUUUUCGGGUCUAGCCGCAGGUUUCGCCAUCGGCAUAGUGGGUGACGCAGGUGUGAGAGGUACCGCUCAACAACCUCGUCUCUUCGUCGGUAUGAUCUUGAUCCUUAUUUUCGCCGAAGUAUUGGGUCUCUACGGUUUGAUCGUCGCCAUCUUCCUCUACACCAAGGUGUGAAGCGGUAAUAAUACCGGGACUCAUUCACGCGGGAAUAUUCAUCUCCCCCCUAGAUAUAAAAUUACAUAUAAAUACCAUCAACAAGAAGAACAACAACAACAACAACAACAAGAAGGAGAACAACAACAACGGGAAUACAAAAAAUAUACACACACACACACGUAUAUAUAUAUAUAUAGAUAUUUACAUAAACAGAUGCAGAAACAAACGAGCAAACAAACUUCUCUUCACUUCGCAUAGGAAUCAUAUUAAUAACGACACCUCUAUUAUCCGCAUAAGUUGGAAAACAAAAAUUUCAUUGAUUAAUUAAUAAAUUCGCGAAAACUCGAUCGCGCGAUGCAAGGGUAGUAGAUCGUUUUCUCUCUUUCUCUCUCUUACUCCCAUCACCGCAUCAUGUGCCUACCCACCUGUAUAAUCCUUGCAUGAAAUAGCUAACGAUCUUCAGAUAAAGCGAUAAAUGGCAAACCUGAACUACUUUGGUUUAAUGACGCUGUGAUAUGUGGAAAGAAGAAGGGGAUGGAGAAGAAUAGGGAGAUAAUAUAAGAAGAUGAGGAAGAAAUGAUGAAGUAAACUCGUCACGCCUGCAAAGUCAGUUUUCUGUAUAAUAUAAAUAAAUAUAUGCAUAUAUAUGUCGUAUAUAUAGAUAUCGACACCCAGGGGGAGGAAUAUUUCCGACAGGGAAAAAGAAAAAACCGGCGACAAAAAAACUGUCUGUAAUAAAUAAUAUACGGUUGUCGUCGCGUCAUAUCAUGUAAAUCGUUAUCAUCCGUCAUUAUCGUCAUCGUUAAAUAAAUCGUCACCUUCGUCGCCGAUGUGUCACCGCUACAAGAGAAAGGCAAAAAAAAAAGAGGAACAAAAAUUGAUCGAAACAAAGAUUCAUAAAAAAUAUUCAAACAAACGAACAGUAAAUUAUAUUAGCCGUUGCUAUACUACUACAGGUACAAUAACAACAUAGGGCUGCUACUGCUAUGUGCUGAAAUAUAUACAACAAAUCUACCACAUAUACCUAUACAUACGAAAGACCAGAGAUAAACGUGUUGAAAUAAAAAUUUCAUUCGAUCAAACGAAUGAACGAUAAAAUAAUUUCUCUUCAGUUCUGUGCGCGACGAAACGGCCUAUAUUUUCCCUUUUUUUUUUGUCAAAUGCAUUCAACCAAUUUCGUCCCAGUCAGUAAUACCAGCUGACAUUUUGAUAUACUUCAAUUUAUAUGAUUUUCUUUUUUUUCUCUCUCUUUUCGUCAUCUCAACCCCCCCCCCCCCCCCCCCCCCCCCCGCCCUAAAACUGCAAGACAUACGUACAGGUAAAUUGUCGAUCUUAUGCAAAGGGAUAUUGAAGUCUGUGCACGUUUAAAUGAAAUCGCGACAGGUGAAUCCACAGUAACACACAAAAGAUAAUAUACAUUAUGUGUACAUAUAACAGCGCAUGCAUAGAAUAUUAUAAUUAACGUCGGCAGCUUGUACGAUCACGGUUAAUGGGUGUAGCAACUGGCGGUGAAGGGGCGAAGGGAAAGGGUUCAAUGGAGGGAGUAAAAGGGUAAUGAAAGAAAUUGAGGAGGGAGAAAGAAAUAGCUUGUAAUAUUCCAAAGAAUAGCCCAAACGUUCCUCUUGCGCGCACCUUUCUCUAUAUUAUUUAUCAUUUGUAUAGCUGAAAAUAAACACACGUACAUAUAAUAUGCGAGAUAUCAUUUUAGCGAGUACACACAUACAUAUAAUUAUUAUACAUACAUACGUGCAUAAAUUACAUAACAUAACGUACACGCAUACACAUAAUAUUGUACACAUAGUAUCUAUAGAACUAUAUAUUAUAGUUUGAAGAGAAAAAAAAGAACGACAUCAGCAAGUUAAAGUUAAUAACUUCAUUGGUUUUUCCAUCGUUGUGUGCUGUAUAUGAAGAAGGCGGAAAAAGAAAAAGGAUAGGAAUAAAAAAGAAAAUGAUUAUAUUAAUACGAUACAUAUAUAUAUAUAUAUAUAAUUAUGACUAUAUACACAUAUAUUAAGCACAAUUAUUAUAUUUCCUAGAGAGGGCAAACGAAACGUCAGCAUCAAGUUUGUCCUUGUUUAUAAUUUAUCGUUUUCUUUUUUUAUUCUUUAGUUUUUUCUUUUUUUUUUUCAUUUCUCUUUAAUGUAUAGAACCAAACGGUAUACGAAUCGUUUUUAGCCAAAAUCUGCUCUACAGUAGAGAGAGAGAGAAAGAGGAGAAAUAUAAAAAAAAUGACUCAUUCGAUGCUCUGUUUUUCUUUAUCUUUCUUGCUCGUGGGAAAAAAUGUCAAUGUCAAAUCUUGCUGGAUUCGACUGCUGCAUGAAUUUAAAAUCUUAUACCCCCAAAGAAAUGGAAGAAAAUACGAUCCAGAAAACAAAAUCAUCAAGUACGCGAUAGUAUUAUACUAAGAUGAUGUCGAUACUUGCAUAUUUAUAGAUAUCGGUCUGUUAGAAACAUCUGCAGCUUAAAGUUGUUCGUUCGAGGGGCAGGAGGGGGAAUUGUAUUUCAGGGGUGAAGAAAAAUAUUUAUCGCCUUAGGCCAGCGAUAAUUCUUGUUCCUCUGUUAUAUUAAUUCCACCACCACCACCACCACCACCACCACCACCACCACCACCACCCCCAUGUUACUUUCGAAUGAAACGUGAAAGAUAUUGAAUUAAUGAAAUCGAGAGAAAAAAAAACGAAUAUGACAUUGACCGGCUGAUGCUAUCUAUAUAUGUACAAUAUAUGAUACCAAACGAAAUGUAGAACGGAGCAUGAAAUAGAAUCGAUUAAAAUAAAAAAAAAACAAAAAAAAAGGAAGAAAGAAAGGAAACGGAUUACGACGAAGAUGAAGAAGGUGAAGAAAAAGGAGUAGUAGAAGGAAACUAAGUAAAAUAAAUAAUACAAUUUGUACAUUCCAUGAUAUAGUGUUUUGUUUCGAAACGACAAAGAAAAAAAGAAAGAAAAAAAAACACACACACACACACACACAUAACGCGUGCAUUAUACACGAGCACGCGUUCGAUUGCGUCGGUUUGCAUUUUAUUUAAUUUCUUUAAAUCCUCUUGCGAGGGAGCCCCCCGUUUUUAGCGGGUCAUUGACGGUUGUCCUGUGAAAAUUCAACAAACUUCACAAAGAAGUUAAAAUGGGACCCCGUCAACUUGCUGCGGGGUGCGCGUCAGGAUUUAAAGGAAAAAAUAUUCCGUCAUCGCAUCACGUAAAAAGUCCUCGGGGUUAAUUAUUGGAGGGGAGGGAUGAGGGUUUGAUUGAAAUAAUGAUCUUGUAUCAGUAACAACAACCGAUAAUCAUUAAAGAGCAUAUGUUGUAUUUUAUUGAAAUCGCCGAAAGAUCCGCCGUGUCGAUCGUUUGGGAGCUGACGAUCGGUAUCAGCUAGAUUUAUUAAGCAUUAUUACGACGUAGCUCGAUGUUUUUAAGAAAGAAAAAAAUAAAAGAAGAAAUUAACUCCCUAUCUCUCUCCGAAUGAUAUUUGUUGAACAUGUAAAUCGCGUGUAAUAAUUUUAAUCAAAUUAUUUCACGGUCUCCUCGAGGACUGUGCAGUUUGACAUUCGCGAUUACACCCGCAACACAAACGGAAAGAUAUGAUCGGUCGACGCGAUCGAACGCAUAAUAUGAGAAUUGAUUGAUUAGCUAUUUGACUGUCCACAGUAUUUCGCAUUAUCAAGUCUAGAACUAGCUGUUUUUUUUUUCUUGUGAAUUGAUACGUAUAAAUUAUUAUUAUUCUUUUUUUUUUUUUUUUUUUGUUUUUUGUCUAUAGGGUUUGUUUUUCACCCAUAAUUGACAUACAUUCGACGUGAAAUGAUUGCAGGUGUCGAGAUUUUCGGGAAAAAUGAAAACAUGAGUAAACAUAUAUAAGACCGUUGUUGCUUUUAAUUGCCUGAAAAAUAAUCACACAAAUACACCCUGCGAUAUUGUCUUGCGCAAAACCACCACCACGAUUCCCAAAAUUAUGAUAUUUCGUACCGAACGAAAAUCGAAAAACUGUGUAAAUCCACCGAUGAAUCCGUUCGCUUGCUCGCUC